This is a messenger RNA of Linepithema humile (Argentine ant), 1220 nucleotides long. It is a transcript of the gene Atg8a, whose product is annotated as gamma-aminobutyric acid receptor-associated protein. Gene Ontology annotation, biological process: autophagy of mitochondrion; cellular response to nitrogen starvation; autophagosome assembly. The record is from RefSeq and is a predicted model, not a curated record. NCBI's taxonomy places the organism in Eukaryota, Metazoa, Arthropoda, Insecta, Hymenoptera, Formicidae. Gene Ontology annotation, molecular function: GABA receptor binding; ubiquitin protein ligase binding. Gene Ontology annotation, cellular component: autophagosome; cytosol; autophagosome membrane.
CGGCGAUUGUUGUUGGUUGUGAUAGAAGGUUGUGUGUCCAUCGAGAGCUCUUGUGUCGCGUCGUCGCCGUUCCGUGAGAGCCAACGACCGUCGCGAAGAGCGCGUGAGAACGAGACGGAAUAAAGGUGAGCGAGUAACAACGCGAGCGAAACGAGGAGCGUCAUCGUGUUUGCAGUCUCCUAGCAAGCGGGGACAAUGAAAUUCCAGUACAAGGAGGAACAUCCGUUUGAGAAGCGGAAGGCCGAAGGCGAGAAAAUCCGACGGAAAUAUCCGGAUCGGGUGCCCGUUAUAGUGGAGAAAGCGCCUAAAGCAAAGAUCAGUGACUUGGAUAAGCAGAAAUACUUGGUACCUUCUGACUUGACUGUCGGCCAAUUUUACUUUUUAAUUCGUAAGAGGAUUCACUUACGUCCUGAAGACGCUCUGUUUUUCUUUGUCAACAACAUCAUUCCACCAACGAGUGCUACCAUGGGUUCUCUUUACGCGGAACAUCAUGAAGAGGAUUUCUUCCUAUACAUAGCAUACAGCGAUGAAAAUGUUUAUGGUCAUUAAACUUCUGGGAUGCAAAUGCCAAAACAACAAAGGAUUCAACAACAAAAAUCUACCAUCUCAAUGUAGUCUUCAUAGACGCUUUCGAAAACCAUACAAAAUUACAGCUAUCGACACUUUGUGAAAAAUUUUAUGUCUUGACGCUGCACGCUACGUUUGCUUCCUCCAAAGAACUACACACAACUGUCCUUUGACGAUAAGAAUGCUUCUUGUCAAUUCCAUUCUUUGUCUGACAUCUAAGAGGGCUUAGUUCACUAUAGGAUGACUAAAAUAUGCAAUCUGUGCAAAAUUAUGUGUAAUGUUUAGCCUGGCCAUUAAAAAAAAGAGAAAAAAUAAUGAAGCCAAAAAAAAGUCUUUGUAUCGCCAAAUAUCACUAAAUAUUUGCUGUCAUGUAUUAUUAUGUUUUACUGCACAUUACAAUCAUAACGUUCGCGCUGAAAUAAUAGUAGAAAUCAUACCGUCAUAAAUUGGAAGUAUGGUAUAGAUGACAGGAUACUCUGUACGUGAUAUCAUUUCCAUCAAUUUAGGUUAGUAUUAUUAUAAUAUAUUUACGUGAUUUUAAUGUUAUUAUCAUUGAAAGAGCGAAGAGAAAUUGUUGGAUAUGCGAGCAUGAAGAAAAAUUUUCUGUAACGGCUGCAGGAUGUAAGGCCAAUAAAAAAAAAGUUAAAACGCGA